Messenger RNA from Drosophila bipectinata, 2977 nucleotides. RefSeq names its product cytoplasmic aconitate hydratase-like. The record is from RefSeq and is a predicted model, not a curated record. Gene Ontology annotation, molecular function: aconitate hydratase activity; 4 iron, 4 sulfur cluster binding. Gene Ontology annotation, biological process: citrate metabolic process; tricarboxylic acid cycle. Gene Ontology annotation, cellular component: cytosol; mitochondrion. NCBI's taxonomy places the organism in Eukaryota, Metazoa, Arthropoda, Insecta, Diptera, Drosophilidae.
AAACCAACCGUUUUCCCCAAUCAUUUUGUGGCUUUGCUCGUCCGGAGUAAGUUCAGUAAAGUUGAGGUGAAAGCAGCUCUCGGAAGAACCAAACAUGUCAGGAGCCAAUCCCUUUGCCCAGUUCGAGAAGACGUUCUCGCAGGCCGGCCAGACGUACAAGUACUUUGACCUCGCCUCCAUCGACGGAAAGUAUGACCAGCUACCUUAUUCCAUUCGAGUUCUCUUGGAAUCGGCGGUUCGCAACUGCGACAACUUCCAUAUCCUGGAGAAGGAUGUCCAGAGCAUCCUUGGCUGGUCACCCGCCCUCAAGCAGGGAUCCAAUGAUGUGGAAGUCUCCUUCAAGCCAGCUCGAGUGAUCCUGCAGGACUUUACUGGAGUCCCUGCCGUAGUGGACUUUGCUGCUAUGCGCGACGCCGUGGUGGAGCUGGGCGGAAACCCGGAGAAAAUCAACCCCAUCUGCCCUGCCGACCUGGUCAUAGAUCACUCCGUGCAGGUGGACUUCGCACGAGCUCCUGACGCUUUGACCAAGAACCAGACCCUGGAAUUUGAGCGCAACAAGGAGCGUUUCACUUUCCUGAAGUGGGGUGCUAAUGCCUUCAACAACAUGCUGAUCGUGCCCCCUGGUUCAGGAAUCGUUCACCAAGUGAAUCUCGAGUACUUGGCCCGAGUGGUGUUCGAAAACGAUACCACUGACGGCUCCAAGAUCCUGUAUCCUGACAGCGUCGUGGGCACGGACUCGCACACCACGAUGAUCAACGGCCUUGGAGUUUUGGGCUGGGGAGUGGGAGGCAUUGAGGCGGAGGCCGUGAUGCUGGGACAGUCCAUUUCCAUGUUGCUGCCGGAGGUGAUUGGCUACAAGCUGGUGGGCAAGCUGAGUCCUUUGGUCACCUCCACCGACCUGGUGCUGACCAUCACCAAGCACCUCCGACAGCUGGGAGUGGUGGGCAAGUUUGUGGAGUUCUAUGGCCCGGGAGUGGCAGAGCUCAGCAUUGCCGACAGGGCUACGAUCAGUAACAUGUGUCCCGAGUACGGCGCCACAGUGGGCUACUUCCCCAUCGACGAGAACACUUUGGGCUACAUGAAGCAGACGAAUCGCUCCGAGAAGAAGAUCGACAUCAUUCGCCAAUAUCUGAAGGCUACCCAGCAGCUGCGAGACUAUGCAAACGAGUCCCAGGAUCCCCAGUUCACCCAGAGCAUCACCUUGGAUCUGGCCACGGUAGUGACAUCGGUUUCCGGCCCGAAGCGUCCCCACGAUCGUGUUUCUGUCUCCGACAUGCCUGAGGACUUUAAGUCCUGCCUUUCUAGUCCAGUUGGCUUCAAGGGCUUUGCCAUUGCUCCGGAGGCUCAGGCUGCCUUCGGCGAAUUCCAGUGGGAUGAUGGCAAAACCUACAAGUUGGGUCACGGAUCUGUGGUUAUUGCCGCCAUUACUUCCUGCACGAACACCUCGAAUCCGUCGGUGAUGCUGGGAGCAGGUCUCCUGGCCAAGAAGGCGGUGGAGAAGGGACUCAACAUCCUUCCCUACAUCAAGACAUCUCUUUCUCCUGGUUCCGGAGUGGUUACAUACUACCUGAAGGAGUCGGGAGUGAUCCCGUACUUGGAGAAGCUUGGUUUCGAUAUCGUGGGCUACGGCUGCAUGACCUGCAUCGGCAACUCUGGACCUUUAGACGAGAAUGUGGUCAACACCAUCGAGAAGAAUGGUCUGGUCUGUGCGGGAGUUCUGUCUGGAAACAGGAACUUCGAGGGUCGCAUCCAUCCGAACACCAGGGCCAACUACUUGGCCAGCCCCCUCCUGGUAAUUGCGUACGCCAUCGCCGGAAGAGUGGACAUUGACUUUGAGAAGGAACCCCUCGGCGUGGACGCUCAAGGAAACAAGGUGUUCCUGCAGGACAUCUGGCCAACGCGGUCAGAAAUUCAGGAGGUGGAGAACAAGCAUGUGAUCCCCGCCAUGUUCCAGGAGGUCUACAGCAAGAUCGAGCUGGGCUCCCAGGAUUGGCAGACUUUGCAGGUGCCGGAGGGCAAGAUCUUCUCUUGGAGCGCAGACUCCACCUACAUCAAGCGCCCUCCGUUCUUUGAAGGCAUGACCCGCGAGCUGCCAAAGCAGCAGAGCAUCCAGAAGGCCCGCUGCCUGCUCUUCCUGGGCGAUUCCGUGACUACGGACCACAUCUCCCCAGCAGGAUCCAUUGCUAGGACCUCUCCAGCGGCUCGUUUUCUGUCCGAAAGGAACAUUACUCCGCGCGACUUUAACUCGUACGGAUCGAGGCGUGGAAACGAUGCUAUUAUGUCCCGUGGAACCUUUGCCAACAUCCGUUUGGUCAACAAGCUGGUUUCGAAGACUGGACCCCGGACUCUGCACAUCCCCAGCCAGGAGGAACUAGACAUUUUUGAUGCCGCCGAAAGGUAUCGGGAGGAGGGCACACCUCUGGUUCUGGUAGUGGGCAAGGACUAUGGCAGCGGCAGCUCCAGGGACUGGGCCGCCAAGGGCCCCUUCCUGCUAGGCGUUAAGGCUGUUAUUGCCGAGUCGUACGAGCGGAUCCACCGCUCCAACCUGGUGGGCAUGGGCAUCAUUCCCCUGCAAUUCCUGCCAGGACAGAGCGCUGAGACCCUGAACCUAAACGGACGGGAGGUCUACAACAUAGCCCUGCCGGAGAGUGGCCUGAAACCGGGCCAGAAGAUCCAAGUUGAGGCUGAUGGAGUUGUCUUUGAGACCAUUCUGCGCUUCGACACCGAGGUGGACAUCACUUACUACAAGAACGGCGGCAUCCUGAACUACAUGAUCCGCAAGAUGCUGUUUUAGGCUGCAUCCGCAUCCCAUGAUAAGAUUAAUGUUUUACAUGCCAGUUGCAUUUUUACUCUGUACAUUGUAGUAUCCUAAGCCUUUCCCUUCCUGUGGUGGUGCUUCCCUGAUCUUGGUUGAACCAAUUAAAACUGUGUCUUUCUAUUCAAAUAAAAACAAGAAAAUGGUUUCUGUUUCCGAUAA